Rhododendron vialii is the source of this 459-nucleotide messenger RNA. RefSeq lists its product as uncharacterized. The transcript is spliced from 4 exons. NCBI's taxonomy places the organism in Eukaryota, Viridiplantae, Streptophyta, Magnoliopsida, Ericales, Ericaceae. The record is from RefSeq and is a predicted model, not a curated record. Bases 1 to 459 code for a protein of 152 amino acids.
AUGCAACCCACUCCCUCCCUCUCUCCUCCAGUCAGCCCCGCUACCAGCUACUCCUCCGCCAGUCUCAGUCACGCCACUGGCCACUCUUCCGCCAGUCUUAGCUCCACCGCCAGCUACUCUUCCUCUGGUCGUUCCACCCCCGCCGCCUCCAUGGACAUUGAUGCCUCCACCACCACCUCUGUCCGUCGCCUCCGUCUGGAACUGCAAUCGCCAUUCUUGCCGCAGUUCAAAAAGAAUACAAAAUUUAACACUGUUAAUCGUGGCGGUGGUGGUUGCAGUGGUGGCAGCGGUGGUGGUGAUAUAAGAGGUUAUAUAAGUCAACUGUUAAUUGGGCGUGGUAGUGGUGAUUAUGGUGGCGGAGUGAUGGUGAUGCAUGAUGGUGGCGGUGGUGGGGGUGAGGGUGGCGGCGAUGUGGUGGUGGCGGCGAUGUGGCAUGGUGGUGGUGGUGGUGGCGGCUAG